ACUCAUCUAGCAAGUGAGUCCUUGAUUGCUAGCUAUGCUUAAAGAGAAGGACAGUGCUUUGCAAACCCUGUCACCUCUUAUAGUCGUCUGAAAUCAAUCAUGGUCAAUCCCAGCGUGCUCUUCAAUAUUGCCGCUGACGGUGAGCCCUUGGGCCGCGUCUCCUUCGAGCUGUUUGGAGACAAAGUUCCAAAGACAGCAGAAAACGUCCGUGCUCUGAGCACUGGAGAAAAAGUAUUUGGUUAUAAGGGUUCCUGCUUUCACAGAAUUAUUCCAGGGUUUAUGUACCAGGGUGGUGACUUCACAUGCCAUAAUGGCACUGGUGGCAAGUCUAUCUACAGGGAGAAAUUUGAAGAUGAAAACUUUGUCCUGAAGCAUAUAGGUCCUGGCAUCUUGUCCAUGGCAAAUGCUGGACCCAACAUGAAUGGUUCCCAGUUUUUCAUCUGCACUACCAAGACUGAGUGGUUGGAUGGCAAGCAUGUGGUCUUUGGCAAGGUGAAAGUAGGCAUGAAUAUUGUGGAAGCCAGGGAGCGCUUUGGGUCCAAGAAUGGCAAGACCAGCAAGAAGAUCACCAUUACUGACUGUGGACAGCUGUAAUAAAUUGGACUUAAUGUUUCAACCACCAAACCAUUCCUUCUGUAGCUCAGGAGAGGACCCCUCUACCCUGUUUGCUCGUAAUAUCCCUGGUCUCACUACAGUUCUUUGGGUUGCAUAUUUUCCUUAAUCCUCUCCAUGUCUAACUGGAAUGCAGAGUUAAGUUUAUGAUUAUGAAAUAAAAACUAAAUAAUAAUAAAAAAAAAGAGUAGGACAGAUGGAGCUCCUUAGCCCUGUUCCACCCUGUGGACACCUUAUUCCUGCCAUAGCCUUAUUUCCAUGUCUCCUGGAGAAGCCUUAUUCAUGGCUGCCUCUCUGUUUCCAUUUUUGGAGGGACCCAUGGAAAUAGCCCAUCACAGACUACAAGUGCUGGGAGCAGGAGGCAUCUCUCACUUCCCAGACUCUUCCUGAGUAUUCUCCCUUAGAAGGUCCAUGGCAUUCCUGCCUUCCUACAUCAGGGAACCAGGCCAGCUUCCUCAGCACCAGGGCAGGAGUCUACCCUUCCUUCUAGGGCGCAUAUGUCUUUGUGAUGUGUGAAGUGCUAAAGGUUAAGACACUAAAUGUAAAACUAGGUGUAAUUGAAAGGUGAAGCCAAUUUUAUUUGUCCCCAGUUGUUUUAGGAGCUUUCUAAUAAAGAUGAGUAACAAGUCCUCCAAAAAAAAUAUUAUGAUACAGGCAUUGAACAUGUCAAUGCGUAUGGUGUCCCCUGCCCUCUGUGCCAACCAAACCAGUACAGUAUUUG
Nycticebus coucang (slow loris) is the source of this 1333-nucleotide messenger RNA. Its product is annotated as peptidyl-prolyl cis-trans isomerase A-like. The record is from RefSeq and is a predicted model, not a curated record. Gene Ontology annotation, biological process: protein folding; protein peptidyl-prolyl isomerization. Lineage: Eukaryota; Metazoa; Chordata; Mammalia; Primates; Lorisidae. The transcript has a single exon. Gene Ontology annotation, molecular function: peptidyl-prolyl cis-trans isomerase activity. The coding region runs from base 100 to 594 and encodes 164 amino acids.